Messenger RNA from Chroicocephalus ridibundus (black-headed gull), 795 nucleotides. RefSeq names its product uroplakin 3A (gene UPK3A). Gene Ontology annotation, cellular component: plasma membrane. The transcript is spliced from 6 exons. The record is from RefSeq and is a predicted model, not a curated record. The coding region runs from base 1 to 795 and encodes 264 amino acids. Gene Ontology annotation, biological process: water transport; urea transport. Lineage: Eukaryota; Metazoa; Chordata; Aves; Charadriiformes; Laridae.
AUGUGCAGCCGUUGGGUUGUAUUAGCCUUUUACUGCUUGGGACAGCUGUGUGCAGGUCAAAGCCUGAAACCUCAGAUUGCAGCCCCUGAGCUUGCUACAAACAAUCCCACUCUUACUACAGUCGCUCUAGAAAAACCUUUCUGUAUGUUUGACAGCUCACUGUAUCCAAAUAAAUCUUAUGUCAUCUACUUGUACACAAUGAAGGAAUCGGCAAGUGCAAUAAGCUCCCUAGUGACCACCACCAACAGCAAACCACUCAACAGCACGUUCCAGCAAACAAGCGGGGGAAAACUUGGACCUUACAAGGCUGCCAUGUUCAAUGUACCCAACUGUGCUUCGCCUCCCAAGUUCACUGAUGUAGGAGAUGUCAACAAAAUUUCUGAUGUCCUGAAACAAUACCUCUUCAGAGUUGGGGAUGAUGGGAGCUGUUUAUAUGACCCAAACUUCCUAGCUGUCUGUAACCCACCUCUUACACCAGAUACAACAUACAGGUUUAAAUAUGUGUUGGUAGAUAACACUGAAGGUAUCAUGAAAGACCAAACUCUCUGGUCUGAUCCAAUCAAAACCAGAAGAGCUAAACUUCCCUUGAAAAUUGAUACCUGGCCUGGUCGAAGGAGUGGAGGCAUGAUUGUCAUUACAUCAAUUCUCAGUGUUCUUGUGUUCCUUCUGCUUGCUGGCCUUCUUGCUUCUGUGUCCUCUGCUGUCAUGGGAUCAGAAGCUUCUUCUGCAGAGAUAAAGCACGUGUCUCAGACCAUUCAACAAAGUGAACCGAGACCACAGUUAAGCUCUGAGUGA